Molecule: messenger RNA, 4711 nt
Organism: Procambarus clarkii (red swamp crayfish)
Lineage: Eukaryota; Metazoa; Arthropoda; Malacostraca; Decapoda; Cambaridae
Gene: stck
Product: LIM zinc finger domain containing stck
Biological process (GO): cell-cell adhesion; positive regulation of substrate adhesion-dependent cell spreading; positive regulation of integrin-mediated signaling pathway
Cellular component (GO): focal adhesion; cytoplasm; cell-cell junction
Source: RefSeq, a predicted model, not a curated record
UACAGUACUCUAGUUAGGUGUUGUUACCUCAGUCGACCGUGCUACCCGAGUUUCAUAUUACAUAUUUUAAUUUAUAUAUGUAUAUUGUUACAAGUAUAUACAGCAACUUGUAUCAAAACCCCAAAUUUGCUUAUUGAUAAUAAUUUGGGGAAAAUUAAACAGAGAUUUACUUGCUUUACCCAUUAGUGUUGUAAAGUCAGUUAAAUUAUUGUAAUUAUAACAAAAUGAAUCGGAAGAAAAACAAACUGGCUCUGGAAUUGGAGGCGAGUCACUUGUAUAAUCGUCGCAGGAAUUGUGCCAUUCAACCUAAUGAAAAUGCAGAUGGUGCUACUUGCUCUUCGCAGCAUUUGUAUUCGGGUACCAAUACACAAAGUACAGCUCCAUCAGACUACGAGCAGGUUAACCCUGUUCCGAAACCUCCAAGAAGACAUGGUUUUGCAGCAGAAGAUAUUGACCUCGGUGAAAAUUUUGCCAACAAACGUGUAACAAACAUGCUCACUCCAGAACUGGAGAAAGAAUUUCGAAACCAGUUCAUAGAAAAUCUAGACAUAGCACAGGCACUCAGUGAGCGACCUCCGAGCUUCUCACCACCUGCAAGUCUUCACAUCAUGUCUCUGGGGUCCAUGACCUGCACUCGGUGCGGGGACGGCUUUGAACCCCAGGAGAAGAUCGUUAAUUCAAAUGGACAGCUGUGGCACACCCAGUGCUUUGUGUGUGCACAGUGUUUUCGUCCAUUCCCUGAUGAUGUGUUCUACGAGUUUGAAGGCCGUAAAUAUUGUGAACAUGACUUUCAAGUUCUCUUUGCACCAUGUUGUGGCAAGUGCAAUGAAUUCAUCAUUGGCAGGGUGAUCAAGGCCAUGAAUGCUAAUUGGCAUCCAAGAUGCUUUACUUGUGAACUCUGCAGUAAGGAAUUAGCCGAUCUGGGAUUCAUCCGAAAUGCUGGACGAGCACUUUGCCACGAGUGUAAUGCUAGAGUAAAAGCACACUCUCAGGGAAAAUAUAUGUGUCAUAAGUGCCAUUCAACAAUCGAAGGACAGCCAUUACGAUGGCGGGGAGACACCUUCCAUCCAUACCACUUCAACUGUGCUUCGUGUGGCAAUGAGCUGACAGCUGAUGCCAGGGAGGUUAAAAGUCGACCGGGAUACACAGCUAAUGAAAUGAACGAGCUGUAUUGUUUGCGCUGCCAUGACAAAAUGGGUAUUCCCAUCUGUGGUGCAUGUCGUCGUCCUAUUGAAGAACGUGUGGUGACAGCGCUCGGCAAACAUUGGCACGUGGAACACUUUGUGUGCGCCAAGUGUGAAAAGCCAUUCAUGGGAAAUCGUCACUAUGAACGAAAGGGCAUGGCAUACUGCGAGACUCAUUAUCAUGAGCUAUUUGGAAAUUUAUGCUUCAUAUGCAAUGCAGUUAUUUAUGGAGAUGUGGUGAUGGCUCUGAACAAAGCCUGGUGCAUUCAUCACUUCGCUUGUGCAGUAUGUGACAUUAAAAUGACACAGAAAACCAAGUUCUUCGAGUUUGAUCAAAAACCAAUAUGCAAGAAGUGCUAUGAAAAGUUCCCGCAAGAGUUAAAGAAACGCCUGAAGAAACAACAUGAAAUCCAGGCACGUGGUGGCAAACCACUACCAUAAGCAUCCAGCUGGGGCAGGUAUCAAACAUCAAAAUCUAAAAAAAAAAAAAAAAAAUCUGAUAAUUCUAAUCUGAAUUUUGUAUCGUAAUUCAAAAUAACUAAAUUCUCAAAAUUUUAACAAUGAUUUUUAAAUUAAUAUAGUUAUUUGCAUAAAUCCUACUAAUUUAAUUGAUAACUGGGUCAUUUGAGAUUAAUGUCUAACAAAUGAGGCCACUGAAGCAUUCAUUGAAAUGGCAGUCAAUCCAAAAUGUUGAUUGGGUCCUAAGGAUUAGAGAUUGUCAAGUGGUAUUUGUAUUUAAUGUUUUUAUACAACAUAAGCAAGUUCCUCUUAAUUUUGUAUUGGUACAAAACUAAAAUGGUUUUCAUUCUGUUUAUGAAUAUUUUUCUCUGUGGUUGUAUAAUAAUUAAUGUUCAAUGAAUUACUGUAUGUGACAAUUAGUUUAUAGUUGCGAGAACGAAUCUCCAGCGAAGCAUUGGGUCAAAUGUUAGAACCAGUAAGCUUUGAUAGAUUGUUUUGUAUCCUAUGUAUUGUGUCUUAAGGUAAAGUGGAGAUACAUUUUUUUUUUUUUUUUUUUUGUCAACACCUUAAUGAGGCUUCUUCACCUAUCACAAUCUUUGCAUAAUAUUAAAGACGUGUACAAUAAGGCACCUCUUCUCAUCCACGGGCUUUAUCAACUGCCACUCAUUGUAACAAUGGCAGCUGAUUUAGCCUUUUUCUAUACUGUUUUAAUUCAGCUAGCAUCCUGGUGCCCUUAAGUACACUAUGGAAUCUGUUUCUUUUAUAUUAGAUACGACUUCUCUUCUCUCUCUCGUUAUUUUUCAUCAUUUCUAUCAAGAUUUAUCUAUGUACAAUGUCUUAAGAAUAUGCUUCCAGUCUACUACAAACUUACAAAUAGAUUUUUAUAAUCCAGUGUGUUCUAUUUUUUUAAUGUACUUUGGAAUCCAAGUAUUUUUUCUUCUUUUUUUGCAGGGGGUUCUUUGUUUCCUAAUAAGAUCUCUAGUGCAAAUUCAUUGGAAAUACUGUAUAGUCUCACUAAUCCAAAUUUUGAUGAUUUGCACAAAAUCAGAGGUGGAUUAUGAUCAACACAUGAUCUGCACACAUUUUCUAGUUACCUAUAGAACAUAUGAACCACAUAGCACAUCACCGACGAUACUUUAUUGAUGGUUCAGCACAAAUAUUAAAACAAUGCCAAUUAGUUUUUGUGAAUAAUAAUUAGAAAGAGCAUUUGUUGUUCAAAAUGCAUUAUUGUCCUGCCAGGCAAAAUGAAAGUGGCCGGUUUUUCUGUGUAGAGGCUGUGUGCCUUAAAGUAUGCAGUCUUUGGCUUGGUGGUGGUGUUCACAAGGUGUCCUAGCUCAAACACUGAUAAUUUUUUAUAAAAUUGGAAACAUUCCUUCAAUGUCACAACCCAGUGCUUCUGUAUUAUUCAAAACACUCCUAUAUUUUGUCUGCUGCUAAUAAUAAUGCACACACAUUUGUGUAUGUGUGAAAGUAGUAUGGGAGAAGGAGGCAGUCCAACAUUUUUGCUCUCUAAUAAUUGAAGUUUUUCCAUGAUAUAUAUUUGUGUUCAGAUCAUCAACCAUCCAAACUAUUUCAUUAUAAAGACGAUAGAAGAAAUAAGUGUCACUUUAUUGUUAAUUGUCUAGUAAAAUAGUAUUAUAUUUGUGUAGUGUAAAUAAUUAGUCAUAUAGUUCCUUGCAAAAUAUUGUACUACUGUUCUGUGUAAGAUUUGUCAGUCGUAUCUAAAAGGAAGGCAAGUGACAGCUAUACGAAACAUGUUAUUUCUGUAAUUAUACUGUAAAUAACGUUUAGUUUGUCAUUUGCUAUAAGAAUAUGCGCUUUACAUGUGCCAAUAUUUGUGGUAAUAUUUAAAAGACAGCAGCUGCCUGAAAACUAUUGUGUAGUCCAUCCCACUCAGUAGGUCACAACGAGCCCCAUUUAAUUAGUGUUGAAUAGCAAAAAAAAAAAAAAAAAAACCCCUCUAGAGGUUCUGUUUUGCCUAUACAGUACUUUAAAUUAUAUUAAUGUCGUGGAGCUGGGAUUUGUAUAUUGAAAGAUAGUUGUUGUUUUUUUUGGAUGGGGGUAAUAUUGCUUUGAAGUAGUCCAUAUACAGUAUGACCAUUUUGUACUUAAUGUACAAAGUAAUAGACUGGUAUAUGAAUGUUACUUAACCUUUUGUUCAGUUAAAAAUAUAUCUGGAAAUUCACACACAGAAAAUACCCUUACUUAACCAAUUUAAGGUCUUCUAUAUUUACUCUACUGUAUUAGGAAAAGGAUAGCCUAUAUGUGUAUUUUAUUGGGAUAAGCGAGAUUGUGCUCCUGGCCUCUUUUUUUUUCCUUUUUCCCGUUGACAUUUCCACAUUAUACAUUGAUUUUUCAAUAGAACAGUAAAUGGACCAUUAAAUACUAGUCCUGUAAAAGUCUGCAUUAGUUUGGUGUCCAUUACCGAGGACAAGAAUCCUCUUGGCUUAUUAAGGCACCUCUAGCCAUCUAGUGACCCCUCCCCAAAAUGUGUCCCACAAUAGUUAACUAACUCGGGCACCUACCCGCCAAACACACGACGAAACGACAUUCGAACAAGGUUUAACACUAACAAUUGUAACAACCGAUAUAGCAAGUUGUAACAAUGUUUUUAUACUUAAUAAAAACGUUAUUAUAAGAUGUUACAACUUAAUUACAAGUUAUAACAAGGGAAUUGGGGACCACUAUAUUGUGUUUGAAGGAUAUUCACUGAUCUUAAAUACUAAAAUGCUCAUUUGUAAUCCUCUUAGCCAUAUUUGGUAUCAUUGUAGCUCUCUUUAUUCUUAGCACUUUCGCGCCUCGGGCAUGAGCACCGCCAACUUAGAGGUCACGCCCUCUGCGUACGGGCGAACACGCGGAGACACCGAAAUGUGUAUACUCGUUUGUUUUCUCACCUUAAUUCUCAUGCUAUGUCGUUCGUUUUGGUAUUGUGUUCGCAAUUAAAUUCCCUGCAGGUGUAUGUGCAUAUAAUGUCCAAAAGCACGGCAUGACUCCCCACAGCACAGCCUAAAAUUACCCGUGAACGAGUACCAAUUUGCACACCGCAACCUAAUGUGUAUACUCAUUCG